Molecule: messenger RNA, 1733 nt
Organism: Cydia pomonella (codling moth)
Lineage: Eukaryota; Metazoa; Arthropoda; Insecta; Lepidoptera; Tortricidae
Exons: 1
Coding region: 1-1581 (526 amino acids)
Source: RefSeq, a predicted model, not a curated record
AUGUUAAACGUCCUCCACAGGUUAAGAAUCACAAUCCUGACACUGAUCGGCUCGACCUACAGCCUGGAACUUCAAAGCCUGAAAACAAAUCCGGGAAUAGCACCGAUCAAACUGGGCACAGCAGUGAUGAGGAUUAAUUCAUGGACUAUUUUUAAGACAUUAGACUUAGAAUUACUUAUAAAUGAAGUAGAUGUUAACUUUCAACAGUAUAGUAAAUUAAACAUAACUAUUUCAAGCAACAUAGAAUAUAAAAAUCAAUUAGGUAAUUCGUGUAAACAAAUAGAAUCAUUUGAAUCUAAAAUAAGACAUAGGAUUAAUCAGAUUUUACCUUUUUCUAGAUCUAAACGAGCAUUAUUUAGUCCUUUAGGUUCAGUAAUUAAGUCAAUUUCAGGAAAUCUAGAUGAAACAGACGCAAUACGCUAUGACCUCGAGAUAAGGCAACUUAAAAAUGCAGAACAUUCAGUAGAACGUAAAGUAUCUUUGAUGGUGAAUAGCCUAGAUAAAUUUGCCAAUCUUGCAGAAAUUACAAAUUCAAACAUUAAUAUAUUAAGUAAUAAAACUAUUGAAUUAGAGUCAGUGUUAGAAAGAGAAUCCAAAAGAGAUAUCACCUUGUCACUUAUGAAUAACCUGUUUCAAAUAUCCAACAACUUUCACAUUAUAUACGAUUUUAUUCAAGAAACAGAGACAGCAAUAGCUUUCAGCAAAUUACAUGUCCUACAUCAGUCUAUAAUAAAUUCUACAGAACUUAUUCACAUCCUUUCAGAAAUAACGAAACAUGCUCACUUAAUUUACCCAGUAGAUAGAAUAAACUUAAUUAAAAUAGAACUUAACAUUAUUCUUAAAUCCUAUAUAGUUAGUAAUAAAUUAGUUUUUGUAUUAGAAGUUCCAUUGAUAGAACCAAGUACGUAUAAUUAUUACAAGGUAAUCCCUAUCCCUAUUCAUAAUCAUAAAACCCUAAAAACGACCACAAUUAUCCCCAAACACCCCUACCUAGUGGUGAACAGGUUGAAAUACAGGCCCGUAGCAAACGCAUGUGAAGAGAUCGAGGACAACAAGUUCCUGUGUUCGAGUGAUGACCUCGUACCCUACGCCACUGAGACCUGCAUAGAACAAAUUAUGAUGCUAAAGGAGAACUACACGAAAUGCCACCAGAACGUCAUACAAAUAGAAAAGGAAAAAAUCCAAAGGAUCACCGAAAACUACUGGCUGAUAUAUACCGAAAAUAACCUAAUAGUUACAGAAUACUGCAACGAAGAAGUUAACAAACAUACCAUACAAGGAACCUUCUUUCUACAACCGAAGAAACAAUGCAGAACAGAAGUAGGAGACAUAUUCAUUCCAACACCCACAAACACCUCAAUGAACGACCUGCAAACGCCGUUCGUACCAUUACCAGAAUUACGACAGCCCAUUAGAGAAGAAGAAAGACGACUAGACCUACAAAAUGUGGACUUCAGCGACAUCAGGGACGUCAUCAACAGUGCCAAUCACACAUCAGUCAUCAGUCAGUCAGAUCAACACGCCAGUCAGCGUGAGCGAAAGCAACACGGACGACUUCAUUUACGUGGUGAAAAAUAUUAGUGUCUGGACCAUUUUACUAUAUGUUGUCAUUCUUUUAAUCAUUGUUUUUACUUUAUAUAAAUUUAAACCUUAUACAAAGUGUAUAGGACGAAAUUCUCUGAACCCAACUGUGUCGUCUUCAGAUAAUUUCUCUCUUGAGGAGAGAGGAGUUA